AUGUCCUACGACCCAAACCACCCACAGGGUGGCCCCGCAGGAGCCCAGCCAAACAUGAACAUGAGCUUCAACCAGAUGCUACAGCGCUCGCAACAGGAGCAGAGAAAGCAGGAAGCUCCGGUCGAAGCUUCUGGCCAUCCUCCACAAGCCAUUGGUUACGGGGGGGUAUACAACGCAACACCACCACCUCAGCAGCUUCCACCAAACGCCCUAGGCGGGACGCGAGCGCCGUCUGCCCAAUCCAUACUCCCCGUUGAUCUCCCUCCACAAGCCUUCUUGACAUCAUCGAUGCUCUUGGACAUGGUCGACAAAAAGGUCGAUGUACUACUUCGAGACGAGAAGGAAUACAUAGGAAUUCUACGUUCAUACGACCAAUUCGCAAAUCUUGUCCUCACUGAGUGCACCGAACGGAUAGCAGCUCGCAAUCCCGAAGCAUCAACAGACUCCCCUGCCCCGAAAUGGUUCAUCUGCGACGUAAAACUCCCUGGUCUCAUGACAAUACGUGGUGAAAACGUCACCAUUUGCGCGACCGUCGACCUCGACGGAGAAGACGAACCGGCAGGCGUAAAGUUUGCGCCCGAAGAACAAGUGAGGGAACUAGCAAACGCUCAAAGAAAUGAAAAGAAGGCAUCGGAAGCACGCAAAGCGAAGGCAUACAAAACGGCAGGCAUCGAGGCCGGAUUUGGCAUGGCGGCAUAG
Molecule: messenger RNA, 699 nt
Organism: Didymosphaeria variabile
Lineage: Eukaryota; Fungi; Ascomycota; Dothideomycetes; Pleosporales; Didymosphaeriaceae
Exons: 4
Coding region: 1-699 (232 amino acids)
Biological process (GO): deadenylation-dependent decapping of nuclear-transcribed mRNA
Cellular component (GO): P-body; Lsm1-7-Pat1 complex
Molecular function (GO): RNA cap binding
Source: RefSeq, a predicted model, not a curated record